This is a messenger RNA of Penicillium verhagenii, 1818 nucleotides long. RefSeq names its product putative PHD finger domain protein (Ing1). Bases 1 to 1818 code for a protein of 605 amino acids. The transcript is spliced from 5 exons. Gene Ontology annotation, cellular component: nucleus; Rpd3L complex; Rpd3L-Expanded complex. The record is from RefSeq and is a predicted model, not a curated record. NCBI's taxonomy places the organism in Eukaryota, Fungi, Ascomycota, Eurotiomycetes, Eurotiales, Aspergillaceae. Gene Ontology annotation, biological process: regulation of DNA-templated transcription.
AUGUCCACCGUCUCGUCAUCAGCCUUGAAUCCCCAGGGCCAAGGAGUCCGCCAAUCAGCCCGCCAAACUCGAACAAACCCAUCCCGAACCUCCAAGACUGUCGGCCGUUCUUCCUUUGGCUUUGGGCGUGGCUCGACUGCAGAGAUUCCCUCUACUCCCCCUGUUCCUCAUGGCUUCUACCCUGCCCUUACACACUUUACCGACGCGAUAACUGCUCUCCCACGCGAGUUUCGCCGACAUAAUUCGUUGUUGAAAGAAGUGGACGCUAAGGCGUGGGCACUGGAGGAAAAUUUGUUGCAACUGCUCCAGCUUUCAUCAGUGUCGCAACCGGUUCCUCAUCCCCCCCACCCAGCGCCUAUUGUUGCUGGUGUAUUGCGAGAGGAUGUCAUACCCCAGGAGCUUUCCCAGUCCGAAUCGCCCGACAGCAAAAACCGUCGCCUCCUCUUCGAUCGCGUGCGCCAGAGCCUUUCAGAUCUCAUGAUGACUGCUGAUGAGAAAAACCAUGUCAUUUCCAAUGCAAAUGAGGAAUUGGACCGUCAGGUCGUACGCCUCGAUAAUGUGUACCCGUUCAUUGCGGGUGAGAUCAGCGCAGAGGCUCGUCUGGGUAGUCUGACACACUGGGCAUACUCAAACAAAAAUGCCGUCAAGACGGCAGCCAACGAGCGCCCCCGCCGGGAAGCAGUCUCGCAUAGGCAGGAUUUGUCAAACGCACUCCACGAGGCUGAAGCUGCUAGUCGCAGCGAAGCACGGCGCGAGGCAGUUUUGGCACGGAAGCAGCGUCGAGCAAAUGCUGAUGCAGACUAUGAAGAUUCUCGCGGAGCCCGAAAGACCGCGACGACGAAGUCUCGUGGUGAUAAUGCGGGAGCCGAGCAAAAUGCUACGACCAAGCGUCGAAGAGUAGACAAAGAGCGGCCUCCGGCCAUUGAUAUGGGUACACCGAUGGACCGCACUGCCAGUGGUGCGACCAGCCAGAGAGCUCCAGCCAAGGAUGGAGUAGAGAAAAAACGGUCUCGCGCUCCCAAUGCCGGUACAACUGCAGCUCGCAAGAAGACUAACGUCACUUCCAAUGCCGCUUCGCCUGUUAUGGCCCCCUCUCCUCUUAUCGGGACCUUCAAUGCCCCACGUGGAGCUGGCAGCCCGGGACCAAACCCAACACGCCCUCAAUCCGCUCGAGCACAGCAGAACGCGGGGCAAACCAGCAACUCCCGACAACGACCAACGUCAUCUGCUUCAAAUCGCGUGGGACAACCGGCUACCAAACCCGCCGACCCCAGAUCCACAACCCGCGAUGGGCCCCUCAAAAUCGAAGCGGUCACCGCCGACCCAAGUCGCGACUACGAAGCCGAGGCUGGCAUGCGAACAUCCGCACAAACUGGAGCUAAGCAGGAUGACCUAGACGGACGACCUACCGAUCAACCCCUCGAGACCGAACCGUCCAAGGGCCGAACCUCCAAGACCUCUACACCGUUGAUACCUGCCUUGGCCGAGCCUGCCCAGUCUCGCUCCAGACCCACACGGAGUACAGAUCCUGCGCCGAACAAGCGCAACGCCAAGAAGCCCGCCAUGCCAGCGCCUGCGAUACCAUCGGAUGAGGAGUCGAUCCACGAGGGCGAUGACGAAGACGAAGAAGGCGAGCCGCGGUACUGCUAUUGUAAUGAGAUCAGUUUCGGCGAGAUGGUUGCCUGUGACAAUGACGCCUGUCCGCGCGAAUGGUUCCACUUGUCUUGUGUUGGGUUGACGAAGCCCCCAGGGAAGAAUGUCAAAUGGUUCUGCAACGAGUGUAAGGAGAAUAUGCGACGAGGUCGCAAUGGACGGUAG